This is a messenger RNA of Fundulus heteroclitus (mummichog), 2022 nucleotides long. Its product is annotated as SLAIN motif-containing protein-like. Gene Ontology annotation, cellular component: microtubule plus-end. Bases 319 to 1746 code for a protein of 475 amino acids. The record is from RefSeq and is a predicted model, not a curated record. Gene Ontology annotation, biological process: microtubule nucleation; cytoplasmic microtubule organization; positive regulation of microtubule polymerization. The transcript has 7 exons. Lineage: Eukaryota; Metazoa; Chordata; Actinopteri; Cyprinodontiformes; Fundulidae.
UAGGCUAAAUAUGGUGUCAAUAUUAGACAUGACAGUGUGAUGCCAAGUGGCUCUUUUUAUUUCUUAGUAGCUGCCUGUGGCCUCUUUAAUCCAGUUAAGACCCUGAUGCUUCUCUUAAUCCAUCCAAUCUGUUGAGUCCUUCACUUAACAGCCCCACUCAACAAAUCUGGGUCAAUAGAAGUUUGCUUGUGUGCGAUGAAGAAAACGGGCAGAAUUUUGCAGCUUUAACACAGCUGCUUUAUCCGGAUCCGUUCAAGAUUUGAUCGACCUCCCUGUAUGGGAGCUUGGCGCCACAAGGGGGUCUGAGGAUUUCAGAGAAUGGAGCAUCAAGACCAGACGAAAAGCGGCCGGAGACAAUGUUCGUGCGGUCAAAGGCAGGCAGAGUUUGGCGCAAGUAUCAACCAUAAUGGCAUCGGUAGCGACGCAAAAAGCAGCAGUGCGUGGCAGGACGAACAGUCGGAUCUGUACUGCAACUUCUGGACCGAGCCUGAGCCGGCAAGUGUCAAGAACUGCAAGGGUAGAUCGUUUGUCAUGGAUGCUAGAAUAAGACUGGAUAGUCUAAAGUCUGGCAGCAGUUCACCGCAGCCGUGGUGUAGCUCGGACAACGCUUUGUACUACUAUGACAGUGAAAAAGACCUCUGGGAUGGUGACGAAGACUUAGAGGAGAAGCUGUCUGCUCUGGACGUGGUGGAGAUCCUUGAAGUGGAGGGAAGCACGGAAGAUGAAGAGAGCUGGUUAUAUGAACCAUCAAACAAGCGCUCGUUUGCGGGCGGGGAGUCUGCUCUCAGAUGGUGCCGACACGUUCUGGACGACCCCAGCCCUGAGAUGGAGGCUGCGUGUCGUGGACUGAUGAACAAGCUGGAUCGAAGAUCGGGAUACUACUUCUACAGACACGCAGCGGUCUCCGCUCACUCGCCCAGUGUCUCCUCGGGCUUCGGUCGGGACAAAACAUUGGUCAACACAUCGCUCAGCGACUCUGACAGUUUAGACCGUGUUAAGGUGACGCACUCUGACGACUUCAUGGCAACAAACUACAAACUGCAGGAUAUAACAGACGUCCACAUCAUGGCCAGACUACAGGAAAACAGUUUAAGACAGGAAUAUAUUUCCAUGCCUGCUGCAGCUCCCUGGAGGAAAAACCCAGACACGUUGCCCUUCUAUUGGAACACCGAGGCUGACAUUGCCGACGACUUGGGAAAUAAAAACAGCGCGCCUCCGGCUUCGCCCUGCAGGCCCGGUCUGACGGCACCGAGCUCUUUCACCUGCAAGUUACCGAUGCCAGCAGCUAAGCAGGGCUGCCAAAGUCCAAAACUGAGCAAACUUCACCAACAAGUAACCCAGUUCAAGCUGCUGAGGCUCGCUCAGAAUAAAGCAUCCACGGGCAGCACAAGGUCGCCUCGGCAGACGAGCCUGCGCUCCCUCCAGGCUGUCAGGAACAGCCGGAGCUUAGAGAUCGAAGACUACCGCCCUGCUGGGCAGACCAACCACCACCCACCAGCUUCCAGGGCAGGGUUAGGGUCCUCCGCUGCCGCAUCUCUGCGCUCCAGCAACGGGAGAGGCCCGACGAGAGACUCCUCAGACCGGAUAACGGCGAUGAGAAGGCCGCAGAGGUCCCAGUCUCUCAGUCCCAGCAGGUCGGCCCACGCUCCCAAGGGAUGCUUCCCCGUCCGUGGGCGAGUUUUUGCCUCGCCAGAGAGGCUGGCCACUGCAGCUUGGGGCAGACAUGCCUCAUCCACUCGCCGGUGAAAGAUUUCAAACAAAUGAGGAAGAACACUAAGAACAGUAUUACUUAACGUAUUUGUGAUAUUAUAACUACAAAACUCAGUGUAUUUUAUGGGGAUAUGCGACAGAUCAGCACACAGUAGUUCAUUACUGUUAAACAGGAAGGGAAAUUAUUUGUUUUCAAAAACAAAAGUCUGAAAGUUUGGCAUGCAUUUGUGUUUACUCCAAUACCCUUUAAUCCUAUCCGGUGAAUUAAAUCCUUUAACAAACGUCCCCUGAAUAAAUGGAGAACAUGUGUGG